Molecule: messenger RNA, 1539 nt
Organism: Babesia microti strain RI
Lineage: Eukaryota; Apicomplexa; Aconoidasida; Piroplasmida; Babesiidae
Exons: 1
Coding region: 1-1539 (512 amino acids)
Source: RefSeq, a predicted model, not a curated record
AUGUACUCCGCGCUCGCUCGCGGGGGCCUGGGGCUGGUCAAAGCUGCACGGCCCUUCAAAACCGGCGUCCUGCGUUCGCUGGUCCGCGUUGACACGCUGAAGGUCGCCCUUUCUGACCCGCAGUUACCUUCCAGCGAUGCCUUCGCACGAAUAGUACAGAUUGCAAAUAGUCGCGACGGGGCAGGGGCAAAGUACACUUUGGAAGAUUUUAAUGCGAUAGAACACAGCUUGUCCUGCCUAGACUGCGACUCGAACAGCGCCGACGGGCUGUCGGUGGACUGCAUAUUUGGCACCAUCUGCAUGCUGGACUCCUACAGACGCGCCAGGCCAGCGACAGUCCCCGCGCAGCUGGCAAAACUCUAUGCGCAACUGAUACGAGGACUGGGCCGGGAGAUUGAUCGGGAAUUGGGCCAGCCGGCGCCGCGCGCAGACGGUUUCGCUCUUGUUGCCCGCGCCAUACAAUCCGUAACUCCGGCCUGCCGUAGCGAUCUGGCCCGAAUUCUAAACAAGCUAUUUCGCAGGCACGCCGUGCAACUGCUUCGAGAGGGGAGGUUUGACAGGUACAUCAACUUGAUUUCCGCCUGUAUGGACGUUAAAACUGUACAGGCUCUCUUCCACCUGGAAGCACGUCACAAUUUCAGGUUUAGAGAUUUCGGGGAGGGGGGGGUCCUCGGCAAAUGCAGUCGAGUUCUUAGGGAAACAAAGGCAGCGGAACCCGCCGACGCUGAUCUCCUCCCUAGAUCAAAGGCCCUUGUCUCCUCGCCCAUCUACCCGGAAGAAAUUGCAAAUGCCAAGCAAGUGCUGUCGGCGGCCAAAAAACUACUCUCGGCUAAAAGAGACGCGGAAUCGGUUGCUCACCUGCUAAGGGUUGAAACCCUGCUGCAGCUGCUAGGGUUCGACGCGCCCACCCACGAUGACGUUGCCAGUAUCGCCGAAAGAUACUUUUUAGUUACCAGUCUGCACAACUUCCGCUACUGCGACCUGGCCUCGUUGCUAAAGCUCUUAACUGUCACAAAAAGUGGCUUGGACAUCCGUAAAUACGUUGAAAAUUUGCCAAAAAAAGACCCUACUGCCGAAGACACACACCUCCUGGCGCAAUUUAAAUGCACCAGGUUCGGGCCCCUCCUGGAAGAAAUCGUCACGUCUAAACUUAAGCCGCGUUCCCCGCCGAGCAAGGAAGUGGGAAAUGGCGGAGCUGGUGGGAUCGUCGGGUACGUUAACGGCAUUAAGGUUGAAGAUUUGGGCGAGGACGGCGUGCGCUCAAAAGUCAACCGACUCAUAGGGCGCCUUGGAGACUUGUUAUUUGAACGUAGGUGGGCCGCCAAUCACAUCUCCGGGGCCCAGGCGGGAGAUUUAAAGGGAGAUGCAGACGACGAAGCCCAUGCAGCCCUCAGGCUUGCGGAAUUGGUGGUAAAUUUCGAGUCAGUGAGGCCAAUGCCGGAAAGCGACGGCAUACCCAUGACGCUGGUGAGGAAAAUCGCGCAAAAGUACCAGCCCCAAGCCACAGCCGCACGGGCUCCAGCCCGCGCGUCGGGUUAG